AGAAUCUCAGUGGCAUUAACGUAAUUUUUCCUUCAAUUUAUCGAACAAACAAACCAUUUCGCAUCAGAGCAACUGAGGAAGAAUGAAAGCUUGCUGUGGAGGAAACCAGCAAAUCUCGAAGGGUCAGUUAUUUUGUCAUCCGUUUGUUCUAUCUUUAAACUCUUUGGUCCAAGGGAAGUAGCCUCUUCAAAGGAUUAGGGUUUCCGCUACUUGAUCUAUCUCUCUCUCUCCGAUCUACUAGUCGUUUACCCAUCAAUUCACCGAGUGCUACAGAUCCGAUGAGUACUUGAAUCUGCAUUUGCCACGUAUUAGAAUUGGGAGCUUAACUUGUCUCUGCUAGAAAUCUUCUCGAAAUUCGAGAUCUCAAUCUUACAGGGCGAGGUCAACCAACAAUCAUCUGUUCCACGAUCUUUGACUUGGACGGCGGUAAGACCACGACGAUACUGCCAAUGCUUUCAAGAGAAAAUUCUAUUAAUAACCUACAUCUAGAUAUCUUCUCAGUCGGUGUUUCUGGUUUCUUUGGGUUUUAAAAACUCAAAAGACAUGUGAGAGAACGGAGGUUAUAUAUUUACAGGGUUUAGAUUCUGGAGUUUCAAGGCUUUGAGUCCAUAUGCAAGCAACUGGUGUAUCCCUCACUAAGCUGGAUGAGAGAAUUUAACUUUUAAGAGGUUGCUGAAUUUAGAUAGAGUGGGGCUUACCUUCUUCAUGUCUUGGGUUAGUAUUGGGAUCUCUGCCUGCUAAAUUCUAGGGUUUCGUUACUUCUGACUUCUGAGAUAUCAGGGCCAGGGGUUUGUUACUACAAACAAGCUAUGUAAUUCUUCGCUUUUGUGGAGAAACAACUGCUCGGCAUUGUUAUUCUGCCUUCCCAAUUCAAGCAGCAGGGCAGUUCGGUCUCAUUUCCUUUUCACUGAGGCUAAAUAUUUGGUUCCUUGCGGUCAGAUGAAGGGAACCUCGUUUGUUUGCUAUUGGAUUCCCGAAAAGGUUUUAAUUGGGUUUCCUGUAUGACGAUACCAUCGAGGUCACUCACAUAGAAAUAAUAGUUUACUUCAGCAAUUUCCUACCGGACUUGAACAUAAUCCAUGUUUUUGCCAUCUAAUGUCGCUGGACAUAGUUUUAGUUUUUCUGUAAGGACCAUGUUCUGAGUUGCGUUUUCACCGCUGUGCCUGAGCAGUAUGUACAUUAUAAAAUUGUUGGGAGAACGAGGGCUUGAUUAUUGCCUAGAAUGGAAAAGUUAGAGUGAGAUUUGUGGAAGACUUGGUUGCUGAAGAUGCCUCCUUCUCCAGCAUUGAGGUUCUCUCCUGGAAGGGAGCUCAGAGCAGAGACUCACAAGAGAGGACGCAGUCUUGAGAGCGGAUUGCUCCUUAGAGAAAAGGAUGAUAACCUUGCUUUGUUCAACGAGAUGCAAGCCAGAGAGAAGGACAAUUUUUUGCUUCAGUCUUCCGAUGAUCUUGAUGACUGCUUCUCAUCAAAAUUGAGAUACUUCUCAGAUUUCAAGCUAGGCAUCUCCAUUCCAGUUCGAGGAGAGAGUAGUGACCUGCUUAAUGCAGAUGGCGAUAAAAACGAUUAUGACUGGUUAUUAACUCCUCCUGACACUCCUCUUUUCCCUUCGCUGGAUGAUGAGACUCCACCAGUUAAUAUUGCUCCAAGGGGCAGACCUCGAAGUCAGCCCAUUUCCAUCUCAAGAUCAAACACGAUGGAGAAAAGUUACAGGAACAGUAGAAGUAGUGCAAGUCCACAUCGGCUAAGCCCAUCCCCUCGGUCCAGCAAUGGAACAUUUCGGUCAAGAGGAAGGCCUUCUUCAGCUCCUCAUUCUAGUCCAACUCCUGGUUUACGGCAAUCUACACCAUUGCAGAGACCAUCCACUCCCCCAAAUAAACCUGCAACAGCUGCACCCAGGUCUUGUACUCCGACUCCCCGGAGGAUGAGUACAGGAUCAACUGGUAUUAUGGUUUCAUCUGGGAGAAGGGGAACCUCUCCUGUGAAGUCUAGUCGUGGGAAUUCUGCCUCACCGAAAAUGCGGGCAUGGCAAGCAAAUAUCCCUGGUUUUUCCUCAGAUGCACCUCCAAAUCUUCGUACUUCUCUAGCUGAUCGGCCAGCAUCAUAUGUGAGAGGGUCUUCACCAGCAUCCAGGAAUGGGAGCGAUGCCUCCUCAAAAUUUAGGAGGCAGUCAAUGUCACCAACUGCUUCUAGAAGUGUUAGUUCAUCACAUAGUCACGAUCGCGAUCGAUUCAGCUCUCAGAGUAAGGGUUCUGUAGCAUCAUCUGGUGAUGAUGAUAUAGACUCUUUACAGUCUGUCCCUAUGGGCAUCGCGAACCACUCAGCUAUUAGGAAGAUUGGGGCAUUUCCAAGUAGCAGAGGUCCAGCAUUUUCAAAGAAGCCAUCCAGAACGAUUUCCUCAAGUUCUGCCCCAAAAAGAUCAUUUGAUUCUGCACUUCGACAAAUGGAUCGUCGAAAAAGCCCUCAGAAUAUGUUCAGGCCACUCUUGUCCAGUGUUCCCAGUACCACCUUCUAUGUUGGGAAAUCAAACUCUGUACAUCAACCUAUGAUCUCUAGAAACUCCUCAGUCACAACUAGCAGUAAUGCAAGCUCUGAACAAGGGACCACUAUUGCACCUGAUAUUGAGGGUACUGACCAUGACCAUGACCGGGAUGAUAUAGCAAGUGAAUUGGGAAAUUCCCUGUAUCCUGAUGCCCAAGAAGAAGUAUUUGUCUUUGAUAAGGUGGAUGAGAUAAAUGAAGAUGUUGAACAUGAAACCAUUGAUGGAAAAACUAACAUCAAGCAGGCUGACUUCAAUAGAGGCACUACCCUUGAAGUACAAUCAGGUGAAUCUGAACAUUUUAGCAGUUCUAAUGCUGCUACUGCAAUUGCCUCAACUAAUUCUGAACCUAUCAAUGCUGAGAGUGAUCCCUUAGAAGUUGAUUGUCAUGAAAAUUUGUUAUUGUGUUCCAUAUGUGGAAGCAAAUUUCGCUUCGUUGAGUCUAUGGAAGGGAAAGAUGGUCUUUGUCCAGAUUGCAGUGAGCAAACUAGAUCUUGUACUCUGGCCAUUCCCAAAAACACAAAAUUUGUCUCUCAAAAUACUGUUACAGUUCAGUCUGAGAUGAAUGUGGGAGAAAAUAAAUCCUUUCAUGAAGUGAAGUUGGAAAAAGAAGUGCCAGAAUUUCAAGAAAGUCCUACCAGGUGUGGAACCAUGGCUGUUCAGUGUGAAAAUAAUAUCUUACGAGACAGAAGUUGCAAUUUUGAUCAAUCUCAGAGUUGCUUGCCAGACAAUUCUGUUCCAAGAUCAAUCAUGGUGAUGGAGGAAGGGAAGCAGCAUUCCAUAAAUCAGCAGGUGGUUGAUCAGACAACAGUUGUUUCCUGCCAAUCUAACAGUGACACUGCAGACAGGCAAUUUCAGCAUUCCAGUAACCAUUCCGAAGUAGUUGCUGAGAUGCCAGUUGGUUCCAGCCAGUCCAACAAUGACAUUGUAAACCAGCAGUUGCAGUCUUUUAAUAACCAUGCAAGCUUAAAAGUUGAUGUUUCAGAGGGUGCAGGUAUCUCUGUACUGCUGAAAAGAUCUAGUAGUAGCAAGUGGCCUGUUGUUCAAGGGAGGUCCUUCACUGCUACUAAUAUACCGUAUGAUGACCCCUCCUAUGCAAGAGAGAGUGUCAACAGUAUGAGGAGCUCAAUUGGGCAUGGCAGUGCUUCAGCAUCAUCAUCUGUUGAUUGGAGCUCAAGCAGACAAACAGAGGCUCGUGUCCAUAGGCAGUUAAGUGGCAGGAAGGCUGACCUGGAAAAUUCAAGGCACGAUUUAAACCUGAAACCUCACAGUACUGGAUCCUCUUCUUCUGGAAUCUCAAGUCAUGCACAUCAAAAUGCAUUCAUUGCCAAGAGCACAAGUGAAGAAACUUCUGACAUGUCUGUUGGUAAUAUGGAAUACGAAGCUGUUGAGGAGAUGCCACUAGUUUCUGAUGAGGAACACACAGAUUCAAAAAAUGCAGAACUAGAGACUCUGGAUUCAUCUGUUGUCAGGCCAUCUUAUUUUGAGGAUAAUAAGAUUGAGUGCACAGAAAGUUGCAGAACGGAGGAUGUUUCUGCCUCAGAAUUAUCAAGCUGUACACUGGGCAUUAGAUUGGGGGAUACUUCAAUAGCAGCAUGUCCAAUUGAUAAAGACUGUGUUUCAUCUGGGAUUGUUGAUGACUUCCCAAACAAAACAAGAAGUGUCUCAGAUAUAGAUGCACUAGCUAUCACUCCAGAUUCCUCUUUCAGAAAGGAGAUUGAUAUGCUGAACAGUGUCUGUAGCAUUGAUGAUGUUGAUGCUUCUGGUGAUAAUUCUCUAGUUACCAUAUCAGGAGAACUAGAAAAUGGCCACACACAAAAUGAUGAUGUUGUCUCUCCAAAUAUGAAGAGAACCAUUGAUGAAUCCUUGGAGCAUCCACUUGCCGUAAUGUUAGAGGAGGACAAACCCAAUAUGUCAGAUCAUUGCCAUGGCAUUCUUGAAGAAUCAACAAUAACAGUGGAGGGCCCAGGUGGUCACAAAAAGAGGAGCUUAACAUUGGAUGAAGCAACUGACACCAUACUCUUCUGCAGCUCCAUUGUCCAUAAUCUGGCUCACCAGGCUGCGAGCAUUGCAAUGGAAAAGGAGAACUCAGUUCCCCUCGAAGGUUCCCGCCCAACGGUUACCAUCUUAGGAAAAUCCAGUUCUGACACCAAGGGUCCUCGUGCUAGGACUGGCAGUAAACGCACACCAAAAUCCCAGAAAACCAGACAUAGGCGGGUGGAAUCAGACAUGGAGACAUCUCCAGGAAAAGUUAAGACUGAUGUAAAAGCCCAUGAAUCCCGGAUUCAUGGUGCCGAGUUUCCAAACAAGGUUGACAGCACAAAACCUCCAAAGCUAGAAUCCAAGUGCAAUUGCACGGUGAUGUGAUUGAGAACCGUCCAUAGUGUUCUACUCUCUCUCCUCCCCUUCGGCCCAUGUGAUGGUGCUAAUGUUUGUAUGUUGUAGAUUUUUUACACGUUUUGUGGGGCAAUUCACCCAGGAUGCCCCAUCAGUUUCUUUCUGUUUGUUCUCAUUUAUUUGUAAGAAAACACCACAUCAUGCUGGUGAUAUAAUCAUGUAAAGCUUUUAUUUGUCUUUGGGGUGAAUAUCACUACAGGAAUAGAGGUUUGUUUUUUUUCCCCUCACAUUACUGGAUUGUUUUUUGGUUCCCCCCUCUUUGUCACACUUCUCUUAACAACUGGAAACAAGUUUCAUGGCA
Nelumbo nucifera (sacred lotus) is the source of this 5234-nucleotide messenger RNA. RefSeq lists its product as uncharacterized. Gene Ontology annotation, biological process: cortical microtubule organization. NCBI's taxonomy places the organism in Eukaryota, Viridiplantae, Streptophyta, Magnoliopsida, Proteales, Nelumbonaceae. The record is from RefSeq and is a predicted model, not a curated record. Gene Ontology annotation, cellular component: cortical microtubule.